AUGCGGCACGACGCCGUCAUCCCCGGGCAAACGCGUAUUCAUCUCCCGUCCCCCUCCGCGCCACAGUCCCAGGACGCGUACGCCUUCGCCAGCUCGUCGAACUCUCCGCUUCGUUCUGGCGACGACGCUUACAUUCCGACUUCCGAUGCCGAAGUGCGAAGGAUUCUCGGCCUCAGUCCUGAUCAGGAGCUGAGCCUCAGAGCUCUCCCUGACCCGGCCCCCGGUCAACGCCCUGGUCAAUCAAUCCCUACGCUCUCUCAGUUGGCCAUCCUCGGCAGCCCGAACAAACGGUUGACUCUACAAGAAAUCUAUCAGGCGCUAGAGGAGAGGUUUGAAUGGUUCGCUCUCAACAAAGACGACAAGUCGUGGCAGAACUCCAUUCGACACAAUCUCUCCCUCUACAAGUGCUUCCGGAGGAUCCAGAAGCCCAUCACGGAGCCGGGGAAAGGCAGCUACUGGGUCGUGGAC
Dichomitus squalens LYAD-421 SS1 is the source of this 468-nucleotide messenger RNA. Its product is annotated as winged helix DNA-binding domain-containing protein. The record is from RefSeq and is a predicted model, not a curated record. Gene Ontology annotation, molecular function: DNA-binding transcription factor activity, RNA polymerase II-specific; RNA polymerase II cis-regulatory region sequence-specific DNA binding. Gene Ontology annotation, biological process: regulation of transcription by RNA polymerase II. The transcript is spliced from 2 exons. Lineage: Eukaryota; Fungi; Basidiomycota; Agaricomycetes; Polyporales; Polyporaceae. The annotation marks the transcript as partial.